This is a messenger RNA of Miniopterus natalensis, 4643 nucleotides long. It is a transcript of the gene POLL, whose product is annotated as DNA polymerase lambda. Gene Ontology annotation, biological process: double-strand break repair via nonhomologous end joining. Gene Ontology annotation, cellular component: nucleus. Gene Ontology annotation, molecular function: DNA-directed DNA polymerase activity; DNA binding. Lineage: Eukaryota; Metazoa; Chordata; Mammalia; Chiroptera; Miniopteridae. The record is from RefSeq and is a predicted model, not a curated record.
CCGCUGUCAUCGGUUGCUCUGCGAAGCAAAGAGGUUGAGGAACCUCAAUUCUGGGUGUCCACGUGACAGCUGCCUUCAUCAACCCUCGGAUAGAAAGGCCAGGAUCUAGCCAUAUGUCAAUGGACCCCAGGGGCAUCUUGAAGGCAUUUCCCAAGCGGAAGAAAAUUCAUACCAGUCCAUCAUCAAAAGCACUUGCAAAGAUUCCCAAGAAGGAAGACGGAGAAGGAGCAAGAGAGUGGCUGAGCUCCGUGCGGGCCCAUGUUGUGCCCACUGGCAUUGGGCGAGCCCGGGCAGAACUCUUUGAGAAGCAGAUUGUCCAACAUGGUGGUCAGAUAUACCCUGCCCAGGCCCCAGGGGUCACUCACAUUGUGGUGGAUGAUGGCAUGGACUGUGAGCGAGCCCUUCGCCUCCUUAGACUGCCCCGGCUGCCCCCAGGUGCUCAGCUGGUUAAGUCAGCCUGGCUGAGCCUGUGCCUGCAGGAGAGAAGGCUGGUGGAUACAGCAGGAUUCAGCAUCUUCAUCCCUAACAGGUACCUGGACCAACCACAGCUCAGUAAGGCAGACCAAGACUCUUCUACUCCUGGAGCCUGUGAGGCUCUGCUCAGGACAGCCCCCUCUCUUCCCCCUACUCCCACUAGACCUGUAUCUCCUCCCCAGAGGACAGAAGAAGCUCCAAGCACCCAAGCCCAACCCGACUCCAAUGAUGAAACCAGUGAUGGGGAAGAGACCCAGGUUAGCACAGCUGAUUUGGAAGCCCUGAUCAGUGGCCGCUACCCCAUCCCCCCUGAGGGAGAUGGUGAGCCUAGCCCAGCUCCUGCAGGUUUGGAUAAGUGGGUCUGUGCACAGCCUUCAAGUCAGAAGGCGACUAACCACAACACCCACAUCACAGAAAAGCUGGAAGUGCUGGCCAAAGCCUACAGUGUUCAGGGAGAUAAGUGGAGGGCCCUGGGCUAUGCCAAGGCCAUCAAUGCCCUCAAGAGCUUCCACAAGCCUGUCACCUCCUACCAGGAGGCCUGCAGUAUCCCUGGGAUUGGGAAACGGAUGGCCGAGAAGAUUGUAGAAAUCCUAGAGAGUGGACACCUCCGGAAGCUAGACCACAUCAGCGAUAAUGUGCCUGUCUUGGAGCUUUUCUCUAAUAUUUGGGGAGCCGGAAUCAAGACUGCCCAGAUGUGGUACCAUCAGGGUUUCCGGAGCUUAGAAGACAUCAGCAACCAGGCCUCCCUAACUACCCAGCAGGCCAUCGGCUUGAAGCAUUAUGAUGACUUUCUGGAACGCAUGCCCAGGGAGGAAGCUACAGAGAUUGAACAGACAGUCCGGGAAUCAGCUCACGCCUUAAACCCUGGGCUGCUGUGUGUGGCAUGUGGUUCCUACCGGCGGGGAAAGGCAACCUGUGGUGAUGUGGAUGUGCUGCUCACUCACCCGGAUGGCCGAUCUCACCAGGGCAUCUUCAGUCGCCUGCUUGACAGCCUUCGGCAGCAAGGGUUCCUGACUGAUGACUUGGUGAGCCACGAGGAGAAUGGUCAUCAGCAGAAGUACCUGGGUGUGUGCCAGCUCCCAGGACCAGGCCGACGGCACCGACGACUGGACAUCAUCAUUGUGCCUUACAGCGAGUUUGCGUGCGCCCUGCUCUACUUCACCGGUUCUGCCCACUUCAACCGCUCCAUGCGGGCUCUGGCCAAGACCAAGGGCAUGAGCUUGUCAGAGCAUGCCCUCAGCACAGCUGUGGUGCGGAACCCCCGAGGGCUCAAGGUGGGGUCUGGCCAAGUGCUUCCCACCCCCACUGAGAAGGAUGUCUUCAGGCUCCUAGGCCUCCCAUACCGAGAACCAGCUGAGCGGGACUGGUAACCCAUGAUUGAGGCAGAGGGGGCACCUAGCUGGAUCUGCUGCCCCACCUGGCCAUCUAGUAUUCCCCUCUAGCCUUGGCUGGCUAAACUUUACCACUUUGACCACCAGCUCCCUGGGCUUGAGGGAAAGGGCCAACCUGGCUCCCAGGAUCUGCCCAGCCCUCCUCCGGCAAGAGCAGGCUGCCCUCCCUUCUACUACACAACUGCCCUUGGUAGAGUUUUGCCCAUGGCUCCUUGCCCCAUUUUAAGCAGGAACAGGUGACUGGUUUGAAGCCAGCUUCCUGUGCUGAAGGCCCAGGCAUCCCCCUUCUCUACCCUGAGGAUGGCCUAGCUUCUGGGGUUGGGAUAGGGGCUACGGGGGAGAGGCAAGCAGCUAUGGCCCAGCAUUACCCAAAACCCUUUGGAGUAGGAGAAUGAGCCACUCCGUGUACUCCCUCCCCCCACCCCACUUCCUGUGCAGCUGGAGGUGUUGGGAGAGGGUGCGCCAGGCUCCAUGAGGACAGCAUUGGAAGGCCCGGGAGCCCAGUAAAGUGCAUUUGACAUUCAACUUGCCUAGUGUCUGUGAGCUGCUGUAGCCCCUACCUGCCUUCUUCCAACUAAGUGGGGAUGGAGAUGGGAGCCUAGAAAGGCAAGUUAACUGCUCUCCACAUAGGCCAGACCUGAGUUAGCUCCUGAACUCAGAAGGGCACUGAUGGAUGUUAAAAGGGGGAAUUCAUGGAGUCAGGCAUUUAGGAGUGGCUGUCUACCCAUCAGUCUCAUCAGUAUGCCACUGACAGGAGCUAAGGCAGUCAAGGAAGGCUGCCUGGAGGAGGGAAGGGGCAGGCUGGCAGGGAAGUAGCCUAUUUGAGAGAGGUAAGCAGGUUCUGGAGAUAACUAAGGAACCCGGUUUAGAGGGGCUGCUGUGUGCUGGGAAUCAGGAGAAGGCUGGGCUGGUGGAGGACUGAAAGUCAAGCUGAGGGGCUUAGUUCGAUAGAGCAGAUAGGAGCAAGUGCAACUAGUGGCAUCAAGAUUGUUUUCAGAGGCUUGACCUUGCAGAAUGGAGAAUUUGGUGAGGGGAGAAGAGGGAUAUGGGGGAUUUUGAGGCUGAGCGUAAGGGGAACUCAGGACAUAGAGAUGGGCUCAAACCUGAGUGCAUUGGCCAUGAGGCAGGGUGGGGUAGGUUGCUGAGUUCUUCGUCUCUGUCAGUAACUUGCAGAUUCCCAGAGCUGGCCUUUGUUGGCCUGGUUUCAGUCAGGGGAUCCCAGCAGCCUUAGAGUGAGCCCUCCAACUCUAGUUCAGAACCCUGAAGUCUAAGCCAUGGGGCUUUAUCUGCAUGGGCCAUGCAGGGAAGGAACCAAAAGCCCAUAGAGUCUGUGGGCCCCUUUCACAGCUCAGUACCACCCAGAGAACACCAUCAAAUGCCCGGAAACCUCUGUGAGGGGUGAGCCUCUCCCUCAGAGCUUCUAUUCCCAAGGAGGUGUGGCUGUGCAGGGCCUGGAGUGGACAGGAGGAGCUGGGAAAUCCUGCGACCCCCAGGUGUUAGGGCUGCUUUUGUCCUUGCCCCAGGUCUGCUAGUUCUACUCUGGACUGCACCCUCAGUCCUGCCCCCAUCCCUAGCAAGGUCAGAGUUGACAGAAGCCCAAAGCCAAGGCUAGGAGAAGAGAACCAGUGGCUCUUAGGGUAACGUGGCCUGUUAACCCCUUCCUACACACAAGACAUUCCCAGAACCAUGGGGAAGGAUAGUGUUGACUUCUGUGUCUGAAACCAGGGGCCCCCAUUCCUGCCAUCACCAUCCUAUCAAGAGACUCAAUUCCAGAGACUGCCUUCAGUCCAAACAAACUCCUGAUUCCGCCUUCUGGCAAGGGCAACCGAAUCAUGGGAUAUAAAGGGAGAGUGCCUAUGUCCUCCAGAGAGAUCCACCCUGAGGGUGGUAUCAUCUUGGCUGCGCAAUCUGACACAGAAGCCCAGGAAAAGAGCUGAUAGAGGGAUUUCUAUGUCUGGAGAAAGGCUGCCCGGUUUGGGGGAGGGGUGGUUCUCUGAGUCCAAAUGGAGCAGAAUGGUUGGGAGAUUCCCCAGCCACUUCAGAGCCUGGACCUGGUUUUUAGCCCAGCACCCCAUCCUGUUGGAAAGGGAGACUGAAUUCAGAGCACUGGUUGGAAUUGGCAUUUUGUCCAGCAACUGAGCACCCCCAAAUCACCACCCAAUCACCACCUGGUCCUGAGGAGAAGGAGAUGGGCACCACAAGCUUGCUUCCUGCCCCUAGUCCAGCCAUUGUCACUCUAUCCCUGAGCCAGAGCUGUCCCUGGUCAGACCACACGUGUAGUAGAAUAAUGGUCCCCCAUAGGUGUCUACGUCCUAAUCACUGAUACCCUGAAUGUGUUACUGAUGAAAAGGACCUUGCAGAUGUGCUUAAGGUUGAUUUUGAGUUGAGAUUAUCCUGGAUUAUCCAGUGGGCCAAUCUAAUCAUGAAUCUUUAGGAGUGGAGAACAUUCCCCUGCUAGAAUCAGGGAGAGAGGUGAAAAAAGGUCAGAGAGGUGAUGUUCUGGCUUUGAUGAUAGAGAAAGGGGCCACCAGCUAAGGAAUGUGGGUCGCUUCCAAAGCUAGAGGAGGCAAGGAAACAGAUUCUACUCUAGUGCCUUUAUAAUGGAGUGCAGCCCUGUCAACACCUUGAUUUUAUUCCAGUGAGACCAGUAUCAGGCUUCAAAACAAUAGAACUGUGUGGGAAUAACUUUGUGUUGUUUUAAGCCACUAAAUGUGUGGUGAUUUGUUACUGCAAUAACAAAGGACUAAUAAAUAGACAGGUGUCUUGGUUUCUCUUGUA